Ananas comosus (pineapple) is the source of this 1434-nucleotide messenger RNA. RefSeq names its product pentatricopeptide repeat-containing protein At1g77170-like. NCBI's taxonomy places the organism in Eukaryota, Viridiplantae, Streptophyta, Magnoliopsida, Poales, Bromeliaceae. The record is from RefSeq and is a predicted model, not a curated record. The coding region runs from base 1 to 1434 and encodes 477 amino acids. Gene Ontology annotation, biological process: RNA modification. Gene Ontology annotation, molecular function: protein binding; RNA binding. The transcript has a single exon.
AUGUUCUCUUUUCUCCUCGUCCCCAAAACCCCGAAACCCAACUCCUCUCCCCAUUUCCCCUCCCUCUCCCCAACUCCAUACCUACAUUCCCCUCACACCCUCCUCUCCCGCGCACACUGCCCCUCCAUCUCCGACGCUCAUGGCGACGACCCCGCCGACGCCGCUGCGGCUCUGCUCGAGCGCGGCGCCGACCCACGGGAGCCUCCGCGGCUUCACGCCUACAUGCUCCGGCGCCGCCUCCUACGCGCCCCGUUCCAUUGGAACGCCCUCGUGCGCUCCUACGUCCGCCGCGGCUCCCCGCGCGCCGCGCUCCGCGCCUUCGCCCUCAUGUCGCGCGCCGGCGCCGCGCCGGACUCCUACUCCCUCCCCCUCGCGCUCAAAGCCGCCGCUCUUGUCCCCGCGCCGCUCGGCGCGACCCGGCAGCUCCACGCGGCUUCGAUCAAGCGCGGCCUGGAUCGGAGCGAGUACUGCGAGAGCGGGCUCGUCAGCGCCUACGCGAAACGGGGCGACUUCGACUCCGCGCUCCAGAUGUUCGACGAAAAUCCCGAGAGGAAGCUCGGGUCUUGGAACGCUAUAGUAAGCGCCCUGUCGCAAGGCGGGCGCGUAGAAGAGGCUAUAGACAUGUUCAUUGGGUUACGAAGGAGCGGCUUUGCUCCCGAUAACGUUACAAUGGUGAGCGUGGCCUCGGCGUGCGGCGGGGUAGGGGACUUAACCUUGGCCGAGCAGGUCCACGCGUGCGCGCUCAAGUGCGCGCGCGCGGGGGGGCGGCUCGAGCCGACGCUGUCGAACGCGGUGCUCGGCAUGUACGCCAAGUGCGGGCGCACGGACCUCGCGCGGCGGGUGUUCGCGCGGAUCCCGCGGCGCGACGUGUCGUCGUGGACGGCCAUGAUCUCGGGGCUCGCGGCGCACGGCGAGGCGUGCGCCGCGCUGGCGCUCUUCCGCGCCAUGGCGCAGCGCCGCGAGGGCCCGCUCCCGAACCGCGCCACGAUGGUCGCGGCGCUCACGGCGUGCGCGCACGGGGGGAUGGUGGAGGAAGGGAUGGAGCUGCUGCAGAAGAUGGAGGAGGGGGAGAUUGCGGUGGAGCCGACGGUGGCGCACUACGGGUGCGUGGUGGACAUGCUGGGGAGGGUGGGGAGAUUGGAGGAGGCGCGUGGGGUGGCCGAGAGGCGGAUGCCGAUGCCGGCGAAUGCGGUGGUAUGGGGGACGCUGCUGGGGGCGUGCGAGAAGCACGGGGACGUCGCGAUCGGGCAGUGGGCGGCGGAGAAGCUCCUGGAGGCGGAGCCGUGGAAUGACGGGGUGUACGUCGUCCUCUCGAAUAUAUACGCCGGCGCGGGGAUGUGGGGGGAGGCCGAGAGAGCGAGGAGGCUGAUGAGGGAGAGAAAGGUGGCCAAGACUCCGGGAUAUAGUUCCGCCGUGUUAUUUUCGUCGGCUUAA